This is a messenger RNA of Plectropomus leopardus (leopard coralgrouper), 1462 nucleotides long. The record is from RefSeq and is a predicted model, not a curated record. NCBI's taxonomy places the organism in Eukaryota, Metazoa, Chordata, Actinopteri, Perciformes, Serranidae.
AUGGAUGGGAAAUGUGUGAAAGUGAGUUUGGAAACAGAGCAUACCAGAGGGCUGUCCACAGUCUGCCUCAGUGACCCACCCACCCAUUGUGUUAGAGCAGCAGGAAUUCUGAGGUACAAUCGGGAGUCUGACAACCUCAGGACAAACUCAGCAACCAUUCUUCCAUUGGUAAAAAGAUCAAUAAAAUGUGAGUACUGCGGAGAAAAGGCCCAACCAUCACUGGAUCUGUCAUGGACACCGGGACCUGAGCCAGGUCCGCUCUUCUGCUGUGCCCAGCGGUGGUGGUUGUAUGAGAUGCUGGUGAAGCAGAGAUGUUUGGCUGAGGGAGAUGUUUACCCGAGGACUACAACAUCGCCGGAAGACAAACCAGCCACAGAGAUGGAGGAGCUUGUCUUCCAAGGGAAAGAGACAGAAGAUCACAGCAAGUUUAUCAUGGACUUACCACAUGGACUUGGAGAACAAUCAGUUCUGGGAAUCGAUGAGGAUUUCUCAAUCCAGCUACCUGCGGCAGAAACCUUUGCUCCACCAUCAAAGGUCCUUAGCUUCCGGCUCUCACGUGCCCCAGAAACAGGAUGCUGGACAGUGUGUCCUUGUAACGUAACUGAGAAACACUUGAAAAUAGAGGGGAAGGAGGAACAGCCAUUGUUUUCUUUUUGUGACCACAAGCCACUUAAAUUCGGCAUAUGUCAUCAUCAGGCUGAGGCUGAAUGUCUACAGAAGUAUUAUUCCAACGGAGUUAAAUUUCUUACGGUGUUCCCUAAUGGCUCUGCCCAGGUCUUCUAUCCCUCAGGCCUCUUGGCCCUCAUUGUCGUGGUCACUGAGGAAAAUGGCAGAGUCUGCAUCGUGUAUGAUGACAGCGUUGCCUCCCGUCAACCAGUUAGAGCCAUGUUCCAGUCUGACGGCAAGGCGACAUGUUAUCACAGCAAUGGCAACAUAUGGCUGAACUUAAAUAGUUCAGGCGGUCAGUGUUUUGAUGAGCUGGGUGCCAGGGUACGUCGGUGGAGCUGGGGUAGCGUGGGCCUCGCUCCAGCUCCCCUUCACCCUGUCUUCCUGUCCCUCAAUGAGGCUGUUGGGGUCCGAGUCCUCGGGAAGGAACAAGUGUUUGUCUCCUUCCUGGCAAAAGGUCAACAGGCUAAAUUCAGUGUGGCUACCUGCUGCGCUCAGGGUGAAUGUAAAACAGACAUGGCUGUGUCGGGGCCUUCAGUACUGAAGGAGGAGCUGUUUGUGUUAGCAGCCAGGAUCAGGAUCAACCUGGCCAUCCAGCAUCUCCACCAGUGCCUGAUGACGCCCUCGCACCCCCGGCUGCCGAAAACCACACAAGCCCCGCACCUACAUGUUGUUGCCCAGAGACUUCUGGAAGUCAGCGCUGAUGUGAUGAUGAGUGACAGUGAAAGAGCCUUUAUCUGUCGGUGCCUUCAGGAUUAUCUUUGAUGUACUAGUCAUAAAUACAUUAAAACAGUGA